Fusarium sp. VM40 is the source of this 2274-nucleotide messenger RNA. NCBI's taxonomy places the organism in Eukaryota, Fungi, Ascomycota, Sordariomycetes, Hypocreales, Nectriaceae. The record is from the annotation of a GenBank genome assembly.
AUGGAAGAACCUGCUCCCUUGCGCUGGUCAAGCGCGCUACCUGUCGUGAAUCCCUCCAUAAUAGCAGCCAAGAAUCUGCGAGGCGACAAGAUUCUUCUUCCCCAAUCUGCUCUCGAGCAACUCCUAGCCGCGGCGCGAUCUCGACCCUCCUCGACGACUACCGGCCGAUCAGACCCAUGGUCUUACACGUCCUCCACCCAUAGCGAUGUCGAUAGCGCACAGCAACUUCCGAAUCCCCUCAUAUUCCGAUUAGUCAACCCCAAGAACAAAAAUGCGGUCUUUGCAGGCAUCAGAGAGUUCUCUGCCUCAGAGGGUACCUUGGGGUUAAGCCCCUGGUUAACAGAAGCGUUGGGAAUUCAGGAAGACGAGUUUGUGUCGCCGAAAGAGGCCAUAGAUGUGGGACAAGACCCGGCACAACAAGAAAGCGAACAAAUGGACGUUGACGGCAUUCAUAUCAAGGUUGAGGCGAGACAACUUCCCAAAGGCACCUACGUACGACUUAGACCACUAGAAGCAGGCUACAAUCCAGAUGACUGGAAGCCUCUUCUCGAACGACAACUGCGAGAGAAUUUUACAACGCUUAGCAAAGGUUCGAUGUUGGCAGUGAAGGGUGCGCGCGGUGAGGAGUUUAAGCUGCUCGUGGACAAGGUCGCGCCUGAAGGAGAUGGUAUUUGCGUUGUUGAUACGGAUCUCGAGGUCGAUAUUGAAGCCCUGGACGAGGAGCAAGCACGAGAAACACUACGGCGAAUCAUGUCUGCGCAACGAGGAUCUUCGGACGGAAGUUCUACAGGCGGCGAGAUUGAUAUAUGGAAGCCUGCAGAAGGGCAGGUUCUUGAGGGUGAAUACGUCGAUUACACGCUUCCGUCAUGGAACAAGUCCCAACCUCUUGCUAUUGAGCUGCACACGGGAGAAGACGAAGAUGCGCUUGACUUAUUCGUUACGCCAAAGUCUUCCCGGCAACGCGCAUUACCGCGAGAGGCUGUCCAUGUCUUUGGCGACUUUUCACCAGCGGUCAAUGGGGUAAAGAGGAUUGUGAUAAGCCCCACCAAUGUCGAGCUUGAAGGGGCCGAACAGAUCACGAUAUCAGUGCAUGGCUAUAAGCAGCCAGAUGCCACAGAAGGGUCUGCAAAGACAUUGCGUUACUCAUUACGAGCGAAAGUAGACUUACCCGACUCAACGAAGGCCGAAUCGAACGCGACAACGAAUGGGACGAAUGACCACGAGCAUUCUCCUGAAGAAGAGCAAUGCAGCAACUGCUUACAAUUUAUUCCCAAGCGAACAAUGGUAUUACACGAGAACUUUUGUCGGAGGAAUAAUAUUGUUUGCCCUGGCUGCAAGUCUGUAUUCAAGAAAGGGUCUCCAGAAUGGGAAGCUCAUUGGCAUUGCGACAAAGACAGUGCUUUUGGCAACUCGGCGACGAGCAGGGUAAAGCACGACGACAUAUUUCACACGGAACGGCAAUGUCCCCAUUGCGAAUUCUCUACAAACUCACUGGCCGAUUUGGCAAGGCAUUCAACAAGCGUGUGCCCAGGAAAACUAAUUCUUUGCCGCUUCUGCCAUCUUGAAGUGCCCCAAGAGGGAGACCCCUUUAACCCAAGCCCAGAGGUGGUUCUGUCUGGGUUGACGGCACAUGAGCUUGCUGAUGGUACGCGCACAACCGAGUGCCAUCUCUGCGAUAAGAUUGUCCGACUGAAAGACAUGGAGACACAUCUCAAGCACCACGAGCUUGACAAGGUAUCUCGACUAACGCCGCCAAUUUGUCGCAACGCCAACUGCGGACGUACUAUGUUUGGAGUUGGAUCAAGGGGCCAGGUCCGCCAAGCGGCUUCCAGCGAACAAGCUUCAAACGAUGUCGGUCUUUGCUCCAUCUGCUAUGGCCCGUUGUACGUGAGCAUGCACGAUCCAGAAGGCAAGGCUCUCAAACGCCGCAUCGAAAGACGAUAUCUCGGACAACUCAUGACAGGCUGUGGGAAAGCUCACUGCGGAAAUACAUGGUGUAAGACAGGACGCGCCAACGCAGGUCUCGAACCCAAGCCUUCAAGCGCGCGAGAGGUCCUACCCUUGGUGAAGCCGCUCCUCGCCGACAUCACGAAUACGAAUGCGCCUUUGUACUUCUGUACGGACGAGACGAGUCAGAGGAGCCGGAAAUUGGCGGAGAUGAUGGCUGCGGAAGGUGUUUGGGAGGUUGAGUGGUGUAUUGCUGCGGCGGAGGUAGAGAAGGGGAGUUUGGAGAGGAUGAGGGACUGGCUGCAAGCAUGGGCGCCAACAAGAUAA